GAGAGAGAGAGAGAGGCGACAGAGGCGAAGCAGCCCGGCUCUCCCACCUACCCCGCUGACUCCAAAGUUACUCCGGCCGUUAAUACUCGUCCCUUCCCGAUGCCACUCCUCCUCUCUCAACUCCAUUCCCUCUAUAUAUAUAAUGAUGCAGCGACUCGAGAACAGAUAUAGAGCAAAAAUCGUCCAGGAACUCGAGAAAAAGGAAAGAAGAUGGAGGGAGAGCUGAUGGCAGAGAUCAGUCACAGGUUGGUGGAAGUGAAUGGCAUCAACAUGCACAUAGCCGAGAAGGGGGAGGGCCCCGUAGUCCUCCUCCUCCAUGGCUUCCCGGAACUCUGGUACUCGUGGCGCCACCAAAUCCUCGCUCUCGCCGCCCGCGGCUACCGCGCCAUCGCCCCCGACCUCCGGGGCUUCGGCGACACCGACGCCCCUCCCGACGUCUCCUCCUACACCAUGUUCCACGUCGUCGGCGACCUCGUCGCCCUCAUUCACACACUUGGCCAGGAGAAGGUGUUCGUGGUGGGUCAUGACUGGGGGGCGCUGGUGGCCUGGAGCCUGUGCCUGUUUCGGCCCGACAAGGUGCGGGCGCUGGUGAACCUGAGCGUGGCCUUCCGGCCGAGGAGCCCGGACCGGAAGCCGGUGGAGACCUUCAGGGCUCUCUACGGUGACGACUACUAUAUUUGUACUUUCCAGGAACCCGGUCGAACCGAAGCUGAAUUUGCUCGCAUUCCUACUGCUUUGGUGAUCAAGAAGUUCUUGACUUAUCAUGAUCCAGCCCCUGUUAUUGUGCCCAAGGAGAAUGGGUUUGCAGCUUCCCCUGAUAAGGAAAUUACCCUGCCUUCUUGGUUGUCAGAAGAGGACGUCGACUAUUUUGCUAGCAAAUUUGAUAAGUCAGGCUUCACCGGAGGAUUGAACUACUACCGAGCUUUGGACUUAAAUUGGGAGCUCACAGCACCAUGGACUGGGAUGCAGAUUAAAGUUCCUGUUAAGUUUAUUGUGGGGAAUCAGGAUCUGAUAUACAACAUUCCAGGGGUUAAAGACUAUAUACACAAGGGCGGCUUCGAAAGAGAUGUACCUUUCUUAGAGGAUGUAGUUGUCAUAGAAGGCGCAGGGCACUUCAUUAACCAGGAGAAGCCACAGGAGAUCACUGAUCACAUCUAUGAGUUCAUUCAGAAAUUCUGAAUUGCUUAGCCAGCAGGCUCUGCGAUGCAUGCAUAAUUUAGUCGUGUGACCUUUGUCAUUAAUUAGUAUCUUCUUAAUCAUAUGAUCACUAUUUUUUCUUUACUUACAUGAAUUAGAUUUAAUCUUAUUUUGGUAAGGCAUACAGAAUGUAAGAAGAUAACUAGCAUUGAGCAUGCGAACUUUUCAUGUUCAAUGCUAGUGAACUUUUCAUCGAUGUGUAUACUUAUAAUCGUACAGAAUGAUCAUACUCUCAAGAUUGA
Messenger RNA from Phoenix dactylifera (date palm), 1439 nucleotides. RefSeq names its product epoxide hydrolase 1-like. The record is from RefSeq and is a predicted model, not a curated record. Lineage: Eukaryota; Viridiplantae; Streptophyta; Magnoliopsida; Arecales; Arecaceae. Gene Ontology annotation, molecular function: catalytic activity.